AUGACGGCUCAGCUUUUGCCCUCCGUGGUAACAACUCCAUUCAGCCGACAUUUCGAGAGUAGAACGAACAUAUAUUGUGGCUCAUGGUCAGCUUGUUCUUCUCGUCCAACGAUCUCUACAUCUUCGUUGAAAACGUUCUGCAUUCAUCAAGACCCGCACAUCUCUUCCGCUUCAACGCUCUCGGUAUCGUCUGCUCCUGCGCAGGUAACAAAACCCGAGCGUGAUCUACCCUGCCGUGAGAACAUCCUUCCAAAUUCAUCUUAUCAGACUCCGGCGCUUUCAUCGACCAACGGCCUCAAAGAACGAGCAAACCAUGAUGAAUUCCUGCCAAUCACCGAAAGUUCAAGACCGCACUUCUCCCAUCCCAUUCAUUCAAAUAGACGGAUCGGAACCGGACCUACCCAGAGGUAUUAUGACGGUCCAAAUCAGGCUCGCACACCACUGGCAGAACUGCGUAAUGAGCAGAAGCGCACGCACGGCGGCUCAGGAAAUCGAGAACACUACAGGCUUCGCAAGUCGCUGUCCGCGGAAAUAUCCUGCGCCGAAUUGGAAAAUUGUCAAGAUCUGAGCCCGUAUUCAAGAGAGCAUAUUCGCAACUGGUUUAACGCCGUGGACGAGUCUUCGCAGUCUCUUCUCGAGACAUCGUUGGUCCCAAACGCUUCAGAAGACACAUCAAGGGCAGAGCCGCACUCGGGUUGGCACCGGAAGCGACACUCUAAUGCUUCCUCAGGCUUCGUGCACACCAUGAAAACAGCAAGUCUCAGUAACACAAGCUUUAGCCUGGCCCCUCGGUCGCUCCGUAUCGGCCGUUCAAGAGACAGUUCUUACAUCUGCACCCCCAGCGCAAGACCUUCAGUGGAGAGCGAUCGACCACUGACAGCGGCAUCCGUGGACGAAGCCGCUUUUCGCAGAGCCAUCAAAAGGAGACAAAUUCUCGUCGAGUUAGUCACCACUGAAGAGAGCUAUAUUGGUGAUCUGAAGGCUCUGAUAUACCUGUAUUCGACUCUCCUGGCGACUACGAUGACAGUUACCGAUCGGCUCAGAUCCUCUCUGCUGAGGAACGUCCACGAUCUUCUUUCUGUGCAUGAGAGACUGCUGGAGCGGUUGCACCAGGCUGCGUAUGAAGCUGCAGCACGAAAGUGGGCAGACACGACCUCUCCCCGGCGUCUCGGCUCGCCCACCUAUCACAAGCGGUGGAGAAGCCUCGAGUCCAGCGUCGCAGUCAAGCUCGGACGCGGCAAUCGUCGAACACGCAGUUCGAUGGAGUCAUCCGAAGCUUCACGCGGUCGGACAUAUUUGGGGGGAGCAGAACCGUCUGAUGUUGCGGACGUGGCGAGCGUUUUCAGGGAUUUCUUGAGUGACUUGAUGGUCUACGAGGAAUAUUGUGCCAAUCACAGCCUCGUCGCCCAAGAGCUGCAGCGACAUUCUCCUACACUCUGGUCAACCUACGAGUCGGGAAUCGAAUCCCUGGCACGGUCCCUUGUUGCUCUCGACCACAAACGGCAAAGUGAAAGAAAAGGUUUGACGGUCGGGGAUCUCCUUAUUAAACCGAUACAGCGCAUGACAAAGUACCCUCUCCUCUUUGACGAUCUUUUGAGGCAAACACCAGUGACGGAUUGCCCCAAUACACACUCCGAUCUGGAAGCAAUCUUGACGUGUUUGAGAGAGGUUGUUCAAACAGUCAACAAAGCCACAGAUAACCAUGAAACUCGAACUCAGAUUCAACGUCGAUGGUCGCUUCAGACACGGCUGAUUUGCGACAAAGUAUCUUUACGGGCCGAGCAAUUUCGAAUGCUUGGGAACAUUCAAUUGAUUGGUGUUCUGCAUGUGACUUGGCAAACCCGGAAUACCAAAGUCGACGGUCGCUACGCCCUAUGCAUAUUGUUUGACACCAGUCUCAUCAUUGCGUUGCCCGCAGGAGCCACCGCGAAAUUUGAGGUGAUCGCUUUCUUACAUUUACAGGACACCAGGAUUGAAUCGGCCAGCGAUGGCCGGGGGCUUCAAUGUCACUCGACCGUCUACACAUGGAAAAUAUGUUUCGAGAUGAGUGGCCACUUGCACGAAUUCAUCCUGAGUGCCUGCUCUGCCAUCGAAGAAAAUGCUUGGAGACGGGGUUUACAACGCAAUGAUGCUUCGGGAGGAAGAAUGGACGAGCUGUUGCACCAGAUUCCCUCGAGCAUCAGCCUCAACCUCCGAUCGAUCGGGCAGGUGUACAGUCAACAAAGCUCGACCUUAUCGAGAAAUCCUUCCGUGCAAAGAGCGGCCACAGUGGGAAAUCGAGCCACCGUUUGCCAAGUCAUCAUCCGAAACACCAACAAUCCGCAAGACUUGCACGAGUUUCGCCAGCCGUCUUCUUUGGCCAUCAACAGAUCUCAGUCACAUAUGACGUCCAACAGGGUCGUCGUCCUCGCACCAAAACGGUCGGAGCGAGCGAGGCUUGAGUCAACCUUGAGUGAUGUAUGGACAAAGGAGAAGCUGCCGUACCCAGGCAUGAUUGGCUCUCGCGGCGGCCAAAUCAUCCGAGCAUCAGCAGGUUCGCUGGUCCGAAAACUGAGUCUGGCCUCCAUCCAUGCUCCGUUCUCAAGGCGGUCUGGUAGCUUAUCGCUUACCAGCCGCAAGUCAUUCGACCUGUCGAACGAGAGCCGAUAUAACAGAACGAAACAUUCGACACCUGUCUUCGAAGUUCGCAAAGAAAGCUUGGACGAGAUGACACCCUCGAGAACGAAGUCGCGUGAGGUACCCGAGGUGGACACCAUGGAUAAUGUGGUCAGUCGGAUGAUCGGGGGCAGUGUCACGAGGAAGCUGGCCGUCUCGCAAGGACACCAUGCUCUGACACGGAGAGGAACGAGGAGUCACAGGGUCAGUCAUGAUGCGGCUGGACCCGAGGUUGGGCCCGAGGAUCCAGCGGAGAUAUAUUAUGCUGAAGCGAAAGAGACGCCCGAAAAGCCGGAGAUUGUGGAGGACGGGUUGGCUGGCCGGAAGAAACGAUGGAGCAAUCCGCUUGGGAUAUUGAAGGUUCUCUCGGCGGAUGGACUUCGCCACAUGUUGUAUUCAAGUAAGUAG
Fonsecaea erecta is the source of this 3063-nucleotide messenger RNA. RefSeq lists its product as hypothetical. The coding region runs from base 1 to 3063 and encodes 1020 amino acids. Gene Ontology annotation, cellular component: cytoplasm. Gene Ontology annotation, molecular function: guanyl-nucleotide exchange factor activity. The record is from RefSeq and is a predicted model, not a curated record. Gene Ontology annotation, biological process: regulation of GTPase activity. The transcript has a single exon. Lineage: Eukaryota; Fungi; Ascomycota; Eurotiomycetes; Chaetothyriales; Herpotrichiellaceae.